This is a messenger RNA of Diaporthe batatas, 1649 nucleotides long. RefSeq lists its product as uncharacterized. Lineage: Eukaryota; Fungi; Ascomycota; Sordariomycetes; Diaporthales; Diaporthaceae. The record is from RefSeq and is a predicted model, not a curated record. The coding region runs from base 190 to 1188 and encodes 332 amino acids. The transcript has 3 exons. Gene Ontology annotation, cellular component: cytoplasm.
CGGAAUUCAGGCGGCUCAUUAGAGGAGGCUUUCUAGGCGAGGAUCUCCUAUAAGCUGUCUACGGCGGCACUACAUGUCAGCGAGCCUUCUCUUCCCGACCCUGUCUCACCGUCUUUGGUCCUCGACAUACGUUGCAGUCUGUGAUACUGCUCGCAACAAAUCUCUAUCUCAUCCCGACCGAGAAAGAUAAUGCCAAAGCUUUUAGACAAAGAGGUAGGUCCCAUAGGGUAUGGUCUCAUGGGCUUGACAUGGCGCAACGGCCCACCACCGCCCUUGGACCAGUCUUUGGAAGCUAUGCGCGCUGCACUGAAGAACGGAUGCAACUGCUGGAACGGCGGGGAGUUCUACGGCCCGCCUGAUAAUAACUCCCUGGUCCUGCUGGAGAAGUACCUCGCGAAAUACCCAGAGGACGCGGAUCAGAUAUCAAUCAGCAUCAAGGGAGGCAUCAACCCGUCGACGCACAGGAUCGAUGCCUCUCCCGAGAACACCCGUCGCAGCCUGGAUGACUCCAUCGCGCAGCUGAAGGGACGCAAGAAGAUCGACCUUUUCGAGUUCGGCCGCCGAGACCCGAAUGUCCCGAUGGAAGUGACCUUUGGCAUCAUCGAGAAGGAAUACAUCCAGACCGGCAAGCUAGGGGGCAUCUCCUUGUCGGAGGUAUCUGCGGAGACGAUCCACGAGGCUGUGAAGCACACAAAGAUUGCCGCUGUGGAAGUCGAGUUAUCCAUGUUCGCCACCGACAUCCUGCACAACGGCAUCGCCGCGGCGUGUGCCCAGCACGGGAUCCCAAUCAUCGCCUACUCGCCCGUGGGCAGGGGCAUGCUGACGGGCCAGUUCAGGACGGUCGAGGACAUACCCAAGGACUCGCUGCUGACGCAGAUGGGGUUCCCCCGCUUCGACAAGGAGAACAUGGAGAGGAACGUCGCGCUGGUCGACAAGGUGGGGGAGCUCGCCGGGGAGAAGGGGUGCACGCCGGCGCAGCUUGCCAUCAACUGGACGCGCUCGCUCUCGCGGCGUCCUGGGAUGCCGGUCAUCAUCCCGAUACCGGGUGCCAGCGCCGCGGGGCGGGUGGAGGAGAACAGCAAGGUGGUUGAGAUCACGGAUUCCGAGAUGGCGCAGAUCGAUGCCAUCUUGGCUGACUUCACCCCUUCUGGCGAGCGGUACCCUGUCGGACAUUCGACUAAUACUUGAGUGUACCAUACCAAGGUAGGUUUUAUGAUAGAAGAGACGGCGGUCGCACAUGCGGUGGCACGAACUUCCGGACAUCCUCAGGAUCACAGCCUGUUCCAGCAAGCAAGACAGAACUUAGGAAGAUUCUCAUUCGAUGCGAACGACUUCAAGGAUUUAUGCUCGGAUGAUGAGCUCAUGAGCAGUACAGGCGAAGAGAUGGCUCGGCUGCCGAAGGAUCUCCCCAAAUCCUCUCAUGAUCCAUGGACUAGAAAUUUCUUUAUCUUUGUAGUCAUCGGCUAGGCCUGACUCGCUCUGCUGGAAUCACGGUCCAUCGAUGGGGUUUCAGCGAUUUCGUGACGAUGGACACAAGGUGCAAAUUUGUUCAAGUUUUCUCAGCAAAUUGAAAUGAAGUUUUUCAAAAGGUACAGAAAUAGUAAUCAAUCCAUUUCUGAAGCUGAAAGAUGUGCAAUCGCGCCUCACAA